Messenger RNA from Lycium barbarum (goji berry), 742 nucleotides. RefSeq lists its product as uncharacterized. Gene Ontology annotation, molecular function: DNA-directed RNA polymerase activity; zinc ion binding; nucleic acid binding. Gene Ontology annotation, biological process: termination of RNA polymerase III transcription; DNA-templated transcription. Bases 143 to 478 code for a protein of 111 amino acids. Gene Ontology annotation, cellular component: RNA polymerase III complex. The transcript is spliced from 4 exons. The record is from RefSeq and is a predicted model, not a curated record. Lineage: Eukaryota; Viridiplantae; Streptophyta; Magnoliopsida; Solanales; Solanaceae.
CCCAAUUCCCAUUACCUUAGGAGCUGUAUAUCUUUGUCUCCCUUAAACCUCAGAACCUAAAACCCCGCAACAACUAAUCACUCUUUAACAACAUUGCAUUCACAAUCUUGAGGUCUUUGCAACAAAAUAAAGCUAGCUGCAAAUGGAAAUUUGCCCAGACUGUGGAAUGUUAUUGCAAUAUGAGUUGCCUUAUAUGGACCGUCCAGCCAGAUUCUUUUGCCGUGCGUGCCCUUUCGUAUGUAACGUAGAGAGCCGGCUUAGGAUCAAGAAAAGGCAGCCUUUGGUUAAGAAACAAAUGGAUCCAGUGAUUUCGACAGAUGACAUGGACAAUGCUUCGACUGCUGAAGUGCCGUGUCCAGCGUGUGGUUACAGGGAAGCAGCAUAUUAUCAAGUGCAGAUAAGGUCAGCAGAUGAGCCAAUGACUACAUUUUACAAAUGCAAGAACAAGAUGUGUGGAAACAAUUGGAGAGAAGACUAAAAUGGUUUUAGGACAACUGUGUCCUUCUAUAGUACUACUUGGGACCAUAUCUCGGUUUCUGCAAAUCAUCCUUGCGCAAGUAAGGGACAUGCUGAUCUUCUUUGUGUCGUUCCAAUUUAAUCGGUGUCCCCAUAGGGAUCUGUGUUAUGCAAAAGUUGUGUACUCUUAAGUCCAAAGUUUGAUCCCAAGAGUCUAAUUUGAACGUGUAAUUGCUAUGAAAUUUUUGUCACAAAUCACCAAUGUUUUUACAAGAUGUUGAUAUAA